UGUGAAGUAGCAGAAAAUAAGUGAACUAAAAAGAACAGAUUCACUAUAUACGUAUAUCGAAAGCAAUAUGGCUUCUCUGUGUGUAGUAGUGCUGGCGCUAAAGGCUAAUCUUUAAUGAUAUAAAGAUGAAAACGUUACGUCAUCCGCUUUAAAACAAUUUUGCUCAACCGAGAUAUAAGAACUCCUUAUCAAAUAUAUCUUCAUAAUAAUGGAGCACACAGUUCCAUCCGAUAUUCUUGAUGAUCUCAGCAGCCGAUUCAUCAUUAAUGUGCCUGAAGAGGAGAGAAAAGACUUAGUGCGAAUUUGCUUUCAAAUCGAAUUGGCGCACUGGUUUUACCUUGACUUCUAUUGCACAGAAGAGAAUCCUAAGCUGAAGUCAUGCAGCAUGAAGGAGUUUGCCACUCAUAUAUUUAAGCACAUACCUUUCUUGAAACCACACGUGCAGCACAUUGACGCUGUGCUUGAACAAUGGAGAGAGUACAAGCAGAAUGUGCCGACGUUUGGGGCAAUUGUGCUAAACGAAGACAUGACCAAGGUACUGCUCGUACAGAGCUAUUGGGCGAAAAAUAGUUGGAGCUUUCCUAAGGGAAAAGUAAAUGAGGAUGAAGAACCUUUACAUUGUGCCAUUCGAGAAGUAUUGGAAGAAACUGGCUUUGAUAUAUCUAAUUUGAUAGAUAAGAAUGAAUAUAUUGAAUCUGUGAUAAACGACCAAGUAAUAAGAUUAUACAUUAUCACGGGUGUGCAAAAAGACACGAAAUUUGAACCAAAAACACGAAAAGAAAUAAAGAAUGUCGACUGGUUUGCCGUGGCAGAUUUGCCCAACAAUAAGAAAGAUAUGACACCUAAAAUGAAAAUUGGUGUUGGACCAAAUGCGUUUUUUAUGGUGGUACCUUUUGUCAAGCGGGUGAAGCGAUGGAUUCAAGAGAAACAACAACGUGAGAAAAAUGCCAUUGCGACUGUCCGAAGACAAAGACACAAAUCCCUAGGGGAUGUUGAGACAAUUUCAAAGAAUAAACGACAACAACAACCACUUUUCCAUCAGUUUUCCACUUGUCCACCACAAACUGAAGUUCCUGAUUUUAAAAUCAACCGUCAGUCGAAUACUUCUCCAGCUCGCACUCGUCGCAGUGAUAAUAAAAAAGAUGUUUUGCCGAAAGGAGUUUUCAAACGGAAUCUAUUCGGGGAAAAUGAGGAAAAUCAAUCCCCAGUUUUUAAUAAACAUUUGAUAGAUCACCCUGUUCAGCCGUUUCUGAUCGAUCCCGCCAUUCAAUCGAUCAAAUGUAACGAUUUCAGUUAUAAGACGCAAUAUUUGGAGAAAGAAGACUCUCGCAAGAAAAGUCUCCCAGAGGGAAAUAUCAAAUCGCUUUUGUUCGGCGAUGCUGCGCGCAAAUUACAAAAAGAUUUUAAAACAAUUCCACCGCCCCCCUUUGUAAGUUUGGAACACGAUGGCACGCCAGUUUUGAAGAAAAGUUACAUGGACAAUAAAGAUAAGUUUGUCUUUGAAUUUUGUUCAAAGGCUUGGGAUAAUUUUAAAUUUAAGGAAGAAAUAUUUAAGACGUUAGAAUUACAUACAAAUCGGUAAUAUGGGUUACCAAAAUGAAGGAUAGAUUUUGAAUAGAAGCAAAAAUUAUUAAAUCAUUCUUUUUAUUAAUCAUUCGAUUCAUUAUCUAUCAUUCAUAUUGUUCAGUACUGAUAUAUCAGUAUUAAUACAAAUAUAAAUUAAUUUUAAUUCUGAUCUCAAAAUUGUGAUAUGAUGAAAUUUUCAUUGUAACAUAUAUUGUAUAUACUGCAUAUAUAUUACUGAACCAACUCUGUAUUUGUAAUGUAAUGAUAAUGGAAAAUUAAAUGUAAGUUACAUUUUUAAAUGUAGAAAUUGACUUAAAAAAAUCUCUUAGACAUAAAAUUCGGACAAGUUAAAUGUGCAAAUUGCAAACAAUUUUCAAUUUUAAUUAUAAAUCCUUUAUAAAUUUGGACCAUAAUAGAUAAACUUUGUAUCUCUUCUAUAAAAUUUUGGUAACCCAUAUGUAUUUACGAUAUGAUGAUAAAUUAAGAAAAAAACCAGGUUAUUCUUAAAUCAUAUCGUACAAAUAAUGGUAAAUAAUUCAUUUAUAACUAUAAAAAAAUUAUUACAGCGCAUAAAUAACAUGAUAUUGUACAUUUUGGUUUUGAUAUCAGCACUGUUCGCCGAACAAAGAUCUGUUAUAUAUUUAUAUAUAUUUAUAACAAAUUGACGUUAAAUAAUAUUAAUUAAA
Linepithema humile (Argentine ant) is the source of this 2252-nucleotide messenger RNA. RefSeq names its product decapping protein 2 (gene DCP2). Gene Ontology annotation, biological process: nuclear-transcribed mRNA catabolic process, nonsense-mediated decay; deadenylation-dependent decapping of nuclear-transcribed mRNA. Gene Ontology annotation, cellular component: P-body; cytoplasm. Gene Ontology annotation, molecular function: manganese ion binding; 5'-(N(7)-methylguanosine 5'-triphospho)-[mRNA] hydrolase activity; RNA binding. NCBI's taxonomy places the organism in Eukaryota, Metazoa, Arthropoda, Insecta, Hymenoptera, Formicidae. The record is from RefSeq and is a predicted model, not a curated record.